Molecule: messenger RNA, 1365 nt
Organism: Tremella mesenterica DSM 1558
Lineage: Eukaryota; Fungi; Basidiomycota; Tremellomycetes; Tremellales; Tremellaceae
Exons: 5
Coding region: 1-1365 (454 amino acids)
Biological process (GO): DNA-templated transcription; regulation of DNA-templated transcription
Cellular component (GO): nucleus
Molecular function (GO): DNA-binding transcription factor activity, RNA polymerase II-specific; transcription cis-regulatory region binding; zinc ion binding
Source: RefSeq, a predicted model, not a curated record
AUGGUCUUUGAGGCUAGGGCAGGUCCGAAAGAUGAUCCUAUCACCACCAAUGUUAUUGAUCUGGGGAUAGCAGAGGUGUUGUUCAACUUCUUUUUCGAUAAAUGUCAUCAAUACCUCCCUGUCGUACAUUUUUCCAGGUCUAAUCUUCCCCGCUUUCUCGAAAUUCGAAGGCGAUGCUCUUUCCUCCUUACAACCAUUCUGGCCAUCGCCGCUCGCUUCUAUCGACCUCAUCGGGAGAGAUUUCCUUCUCACCACUUACCUCCUCUGGAUGCCGAAGCUCCGCACGUCAUGGCCAGAUUAGCCUACUCUCACCUCGCAGCCAGUCUGUUCAGGAAACAACACCAACUUCUCGACGUACAAGCCACUAUCCUUCUCGCCGGAUGGGGACUUCACGCUGGCGGUCGAGGGCCAGAUCCUUGGUUAUUGACUGGGCACGCCCUCCGACUGGCCCAUCGACUGGGUCUACAUCGAGUGGGCAACAAUCCCUCGGUCAGUUUCGAAGGACUUGACGAUGAGGCGAGGGAUAAAUUGUUGACCCAAUGGAAAACCUGGUUGUGCUGGUAUCAUUUUGACGGUUUUUUGAGUCUUGGUUUUGGUAGACCUCAAACAACUCAACUCGAUGCAGUCAACGAGCAUGCCUAUCUUCAAGCAUUACAAAGUCGACCGCAUUCCCCUGAAUUGGCGCACGAUGUGUACAUUGCCAGUUUGGUACAACUCACCAAGAUCGGGAGGGACCUCAUCAGCUGGUUGCAGAUGUUGACCGAUUGGCAUGCGGAAGGUUUACGUGGACCUUUGAUACGUGACGGAGAAGACUUUUCCAUUUGCAGCAUGUUGCGUGUUCUCAACAAACGGUUGGACGAUUGGACAAACAUGUGGGUGUGGAAUGGCUCCUUUCACGCCCUUCAACUAGGUCCCUGUUCUCGCCUGGCCAAAUUACAAAGCGAACACGUUCGAUUAUGUCUCAACUCUCUAGCACUCAAACCAGGACUACAAGAGAAUGUGACUGGUGACGACGCGAUGUUGAUGCAGAAUUGCAUCAAGCAGGCCACUGAGGCGGCGCUCAAUACGAUUCAAACUCACUUUGACGUGUCUAAUUCGGAUAUGAUCUUGAGCUAUUCAGUGGAUUAUAUCACCAUAACACUGGGUCAAGCAGCUGUCUUCCUCAUCCGACUUCACAUAGCUCGUGAUCAAAUCCCGGUUGAUCGUGCGGUACUUGCUCACUAUCUCCGAAUGGCAAUUGUUCUUCUUGAAGACACCGAUCUGUCCGAGACGAAGAUCUCUACCUAUCUAUCCCAAGUUUGUAGAGAUCUGUGUAGAGUGGGCAAUGUCGACAUUCCCCCUCGGGAAGGAAUGUUGGAAGAGUGA